Molecule: messenger RNA, 1116 nt
Organism: Rotaria sp. Silwood1
Lineage: Eukaryota; Metazoa; Rotifera; Eurotatoria; Philodinida; Philodinidae
Source: the annotation of a GenBank genome assembly
AUGACGAGUGAAUUACAAAUAGAAAAUGACAAUGAAACUGAAAUGAAUCGAAAUGAAGAUAUCGAUUCGAAAAUUGCUGAUUUUAUGGCAGAUAUUGAUGAGAUUGUUCUUGGUAAAAAAUCAACUUCCAAUAAUGUUCAUAAUCAUGAAAAAUCUGAGUGGAAAGAAUGUUUUGAUGAAACAUCUCAAUCAAUUUAUUAUUGGAAUACAAUAACAAAUGAAUGUUCAUGGGAUCCUCCUUUAAUAGCAUCACAAAAUGAUUGUACUGGAAAAUCUAUGAAUUCAACAGAUGCCGACGAAGUAAAUAUAGAGAAAAAACGUCAACAAUCAAUAACUGAUAAUAAAUCUCCCAAAAAAAUAAAAAAGCCAAGUCUUAUUGCUGAAUAUGCUUCAUCAGAAAGUGAAACAAGUGACGAUGAAGAAGAAAAUGUUGAUGAUAUUGAUGAACUUUUAAAUGAAGUACUUGAUAAAGAAAAAAAAGAUAAAAAAUGUCAACAAUCUGAUUUAUAUCCAUUAUUUGAAGCUGAUUGUCGAGCUGCAAUUGCACGUCUUAUGGAUUUAGGUGAUAAAAACAUGGAAAUUUUUACUUUACGAAUUCAAUUAGAAACACGUCUAGAAGACUGUCUUUCUGGUCAUCUAUCGAAAUCCUAUGCUGUUAGUAAAUUAGAACAAGCUCUAAUACGAAUUGAAGAAUUUGAAAAAUUAUUUCUAACGUCUUCGACAUUAUUACCAACCAUUCCAGAACCAUUAAAACCACCAUUGACAUCAAGUGAAAUGGCUCUUCUACUUUCACUUCCUCCCCCUCCACCUCCACCAAGUCCACCACCACCACCUACUUUUCCUUCUACAUCAUCCCAUGAUGAUGAUCAAACUCUUCAACUUUUUUAUGCUCAGCUUAAUUGUGAUCCACCUGACUCGACGUCUUCUAUUUUCGAUGUGGAAACAACGAUGAGUAAUAUGAAAUCUGAACAACAUCAACAUCACCCUCAAUAUCAUCAUCAUCAUCAUAAAGAUAAAAAAUCCAAACCAGCAAAAACAUUACCUACAGAUCUUAUACAAAAAUGGACUCAUGCACGUCAAGAAUUACGCGGUAUUGCUGAUAUUGAUGAUUCUUAA